AUGCAUGCUAGCUGUCGACGAUAUCGACCAGCCGACCCCUACCUCAAAGAGGCCAUCAAGGUGUGUGAGAAGACAAACGAGCGGACUUCAGCGCUGCGGUCGUUCCGCGAAUCUGUCCAACUGCGUUUGAACCCAAGCCUGGGCGACUAUGUUGCCACUAUCGGCGAAUGUGGGAAUCGCAGACAUUGGCAACGGGCUGUGUGGCUUGUCAGCGAAAUGGUCGAAGCGAUGCUUGAAUCUAGCGUCAAGGGCUGCAACGCUGGGAUCAGCGCAUGCGGGAAAGCCAAGCAGUGGCAUCAGGCUGUGCGGUUGCUCAGAGAGGCACGGGAGGAAACAUUGGAGCUCAACGCCAUCUUUCCUACAACUGCUGGGAUCAGCGCGUGCGAGAAGUGCGAGCAGUGGCAGCGGGCUUUGGCUUUGCUCAGCGAGGUGUGGCAGGCGAAGUUGGAGCCCGACGUCUUCUCUCUGCUACAGCGCUGGGAUCAGUGCGUGCGAGAAAGACACGCAGUGGCAGCAAGCUCUGGCGUUGUUCACCGAUGUGUGUGA
Messenger RNA from Prorocentrum cordatum, 546 nucleotides. The record is from the annotation of a GenBank genome assembly. Lineage: Eukaryota; Dinophyceae; Prorocentrales; Prorocentraceae.